AUGUGGAUCAUCGACAAAAUCUACGACGCCCUAGUCUACAUCGGCCUCCUGCAAAAACGAGCCAAGAUCCUCUUCCUCGGGCUCGACGAAGCCGGAAAAUCGACCUUACUCCUACGCAUCAUAACCAACGACCUGUACUUCACAGGCCCAACAGAAGACCCGACAUCAACCGAGCUGCUCAUCGGCAACAACCUGCGCUGCACCACGUUCGACCUGAGCGGCGCCCAGGAAUCCCGACACCGCUGGCGCGACUUCUUCGCGGGCGCGGGGGGCGUCGUGUUCGUCGUCGACGCGCGGGAGACGGAGCGCCUCGACGAGGCUAGGCGCGAGUUGCAGGGCCUGCUCGCCGCGGACGAGCUGCGCGACGUGCCGUUCCUGGUCCUGGGGAACAAGAUCGACAUUCCCUUUUCGGUCUCCGAGACCGAGCUGCGCGGGCGGCUCGGCGUCGGCCGCGGGACGCGCAGGCAGCCUCUCGAGGUGUUCAUGUGCUCCGCGGUCCAGAAGCUGGGGUACGGGAUCGGACUGCGCUGGCUUGCGCAGCAUGUACUUGGAAGGAGAGAUCCAAUGUAG
Molecule: messenger RNA, 570 nt
Organism: Annulohypoxylon truncatum
Lineage: Eukaryota; Fungi; Ascomycota; Sordariomycetes; Xylariales; Hypoxylaceae
Product: small COPII coat GTPase sar1
Exons: 2
Coding region: 1-570 (189 amino acids)
Biological process (GO): intracellular protein transport; vesicle organization; membrane organization
Cellular component (GO): endoplasmic reticulum exit site; COPII vesicle coat
Molecular function (GO): GTP binding; GTPase activity
Source: RefSeq, a predicted model, not a curated record